This is a messenger RNA of Talaromyces rugulosus, 1827 nucleotides long. RefSeq lists its product as uncharacterized. The record is from RefSeq and is a predicted model, not a curated record. The coding region runs from base 1 to 1827 and encodes 608 amino acids. The transcript is spliced from 3 exons. NCBI's taxonomy places the organism in Eukaryota, Fungi, Ascomycota, Eurotiomycetes, Eurotiales, Trichocomaceae.
AUGAAUGGGGUCAAUAGAGCUCGCCCAAUUCGAAUUGGCAAUGUUUCUGGCGCCACGGGGGAUCACCCCAAGGCGAUGUCUCGUAUGGCACGAGAUGGAGAUGUAGAUGUUAUCGUUGGUGACUGGCUGUCAGAAAUGAAUAUCGCUUGGAACGCCAUUACCAAGAGUCAGAACCCUGAUCUAGGUUACGAGGUAGGGUUUCUGAACCAGCUCGCCGACAGUCUCGACAUGGUCGUUGCCAAAGGCAUUAAGGUAGUAACCAAUGCAGGAGCAUUGAACACCGCGGGGCUAGCGCGAAAAGUGGAAGAACUAUGCCACGAGAGAGGUCACAAAGAUGUUCUUAUUGCUUCGGUCCUCGGCGAUGAUAUCUCAGAGAUGAUCCAGAACAGAGCCACCGCGUUAGAGUGCUUGCAUCAUCUUGACCAUGAAGAAUGGAAGCUAGCAGAUUGGCCAUUGAAUCCCCUAUGCGGUGUUGCCUAUAUUGGGGCAUGGGGGAUUGUUGAAGCACUCAAUGCAGGUGCUAGUAUCGUCAUCUGCGGCCGCGUCACAGACGCCUCACCCGUUAUUGGAUCUGCAGCUUGGUGGUACAGUUGGCAAAAGAACGAUUGGAAUCGGCUUGCUGGGGCAUUGGUUGCGGGGCAUCUCAUCGAAUGCGGCCCUUACGUGACAGGAGCCAAUUUCUCCGGUUUCAAGUCGAACUUGUUGGAUUUAAUUGAUCUUUCCUUUCCAAUCGCUGAAAUAAAAGGAGACGGUACCUGCAUCAUUACAAAAUGUGAUGCCUAUGCCGGUGCAGUAACAAGAGAUAAUACCAUUGCACAGCUGCUGUAUGAGUUGCAAGGAGAGCUAUACUUGAACCCAGAUGUAGUCGCUGAUCUCCAUAACAUCUGCAUCGAGCAAAUUGGAAAAGAUCGAGUUGAAGUGCGAGGGAUAGCUGGUCUGCCUCCACCGCCGACAACCAAAGCCAUGAUUGCUGCCCCCGGAGGUUACCAAGCAGAGACAACGUUCUACCUGAACGGCCUUGACAUUGACGAGAAGGCUUCCAUGCUGAAAAAUCAAUUGACUCAUAUGCUCAAGGAUCACAACUUCAGCAAGUUUUCAGUCGACCUAUACGGAGCCGCGGCAGCAAACCCUCGGAGUCAAAAAUCGGCCACCGUGUCUCUGCGAGUGUUUGCCCAAGCACGGGAAAAAGAGGAUCUUGGUGCAGAAAAGUUUCGGGUCCCGAUCUAUGCACUGCGUAUGCAGAGCUACCCAGGGUAUCAUAUGAAUCUUGAUUUUCGAACCAUGGACCCCAAGCCUUUUAUGGAAAUAUUCCCAGUCGUAAUUCCUCUGGAUUUAAUACACCACCGCGUCGUCCUCACUAGUGGACAUAGAAUCAUUGAAGCGCCAUCCCCGCCGGAAACCAGCAUAUAUCCCACCAAACGGCCUUCCUACGAGACCAAGUCGCCCAUCUCACUGUCGACAUUUGGACCAGUAGCACGGGCUCCCCUAGGAAGUAUUGUGCACGCCCGUUCCGGUGACAAGGCGGACAACUCCAAUGUGGGCUUUUUCGUCCGACGUGAGGAUGAAUACCCGUGGCUGCAGACAUUCCUCACUGUUUCCCGCUUGAAGGAGCUAUUUGCCGACGACUGGCCAGAGAAGAAUGAGCCGCCAGUGGAGAGGUGUGAAUUUCCACAUAUAUUGGCAGUGCAUUUCCGAGUUUUGGACUUUCUCGACGGUGGUAUUGCGAGUUCAAGCCGCAUUGACGGGUUGGGGAAGGGGGUUGCCGAGUAUCUACGGAGCCGUGAGGUCGAUGUUCCGGUCAAGUUUUUGGCUAGGGGUUGGAUCUGA